AAAUUUAUCUAUUGUCAAUUUCAUGAGCUUAUAUUACGUCAAAUGUGCUGAAGCAUCCGUUGAUAGUUUAGAGGAGGAAGCUUCGAAUCAUCACGGACCAACGCGGCCGCUAGUCUCCAAUUUCUCCGGACUAAGCUCCACCACAAGUUUACUUUAUGAUGGCGAAAGGCUAUUACGACAGCUAUCGUCCCCAUACAGAUAUCCAAAUCGAAACGAUGUCCUUAGAGGCAACCUAUCGCGUGGCCAGCGGUGUGCCAGUACUAUCUCAUAGUAUUUCGGCAUCCCUACCAAAAGUCACCUCUCGAGUUCUAUUGCCUAGAGCACAAACCAUUCUCUCACAGACAUACACACAACAGCAAAGACAGCUCCAUGUUUCUUCCAGACUAAGAGCGCCGAAUAGUGGGUUGAUGGGGAUUAAUAACUCGAGUGUGCCGACUUCAUAUUUCCAACGACCUUCAUUACCCGCAAAUACAAUUAUUCGAUUCGUUCCCCAACAAACAGCAUGGAUUGUGGAGCGCAUGGGAAAGUUCAAUCGUAUACUGGAACCUGGUCUCGCUAUUUUAUUGCCAAUAAUAGAUAAGAUAGCGUAUGUCAAGAGCUUGAAGGAGUCUGCUAUCGAGAUUCCUAGCCAAAGUGCGAUCACAACUGACAACGUUACUUUGGAACUUGAUGGUGUACUUUAUACUCGAGUCUUUGAUGCAUAUAAGGCUAGGUAACUCUCCUUGUUCCGUUUUCUAGUGAAUGUACUAAUGCCUUCCUAGUUAUGGAGUGGAGGACGCCGAAUAUGCUAUUUCUCAACUGGCACAAACAACCAUGCGUUCGGAAAUUGGACAACUUACUCUCGAUCAAGUACUCAAGGAGCGCGCCGCACUAAACACCAACAUUACAGCAGCCAUUAAUGAAGCCGCGCAGGAAUGGGGUGUUAUUUGCCUGCGUUACGAAAUCAGAGAUAUCCACACACCCGAAGGAGUUAUGGAGGCCAUGCAUCGACAGGUCACUGCUGAGCGCAGCAAACGAGCAGAAAUUCUCGAUUCUGAAGGUCAGAGACAGAGUGCCAUCAAUAUCGCCGAGGGACGAAAGCAAAGUGUAAUCUUGGCAUCUGAGGCCUUGAGAAGUGAACAAAUCAACAUGGCGAGUGGUGAGGCCGAAGCUAUUCUAUUAAAGGCAAAGGCCACAGCUGCAGGUAUUGAGGCAGUAGCACACGCAAUCGCUUCAGGAGAGGAAUCAGCGCAAGGGGCUGUUAGUCUCAGUGUAGCUGAAAAGUACGUUGAGGCAUUCAGCAAGCUUGCUAAAGAAGGUACUGCAGUCGUGGUUCCUGGAAAUGUAGGGGAUAUUGGAAGUAUGAUUGCUAGCGCCAUGGCUGUAUAUGGAAAAGUCGGCGAUGCCCAAGCAAAAACUAUGGCCGCUAAGGUCUUGAAAGGACAGAAGAGCACAGAGCAGACGAGUACAGAAAACGAGUCGCCCAAUGAGGAGAUGAAGAGAAGCAUGCUGGCGUCUUUCGAAAACGCUACCAAGAAGUAAACUUACUAUACGAUGUGAUAUGAUAUGAAAAAGCGAUGCGCUGAAGGGCGAAUCGAAAUCGGGGAUGGGAAUGGAGGAAGGGAAUUGGAUGUAUGAUUAUCGGUGAUAUGCGUUCAUGAGCGAACAACUGUAUAUUGUUUUUUUAUGGCGGAGUCAGAUGCUGACACAAAAUACCCUUUACCUACCUAAGCGUUGAAGAGGUAGUUUUUGCAACUCAAGCAAACCCAAAUACUUUAAAAUCUCCAAUAAAAUUAUUUUGAAACCCCUCGAUGUUUGAUCC
Messenger RNA from Sclerotinia trifoliorum, 1801 nucleotides. NCBI's taxonomy places the organism in Eukaryota, Fungi, Ascomycota, Leotiomycetes, Helotiales, Sclerotiniaceae. The record is from the annotation of a GenBank genome assembly.